GCGGGCGGGGCGCGGCUCCGAGCGCGAAACAUGGCGGGACGAGUCGCCGUUGGCGGCGGUGGCGGCAGCGAGGAUGAGGGCGACGACGCCGUGUUCAAGGCGGCCGUGGAGGUCUUCGGGAAGCUGAAGGACCUCAACUGCCCCUUCCUCGAGGGUCUUUAUAUCGCAGAACCAAAGACUAUUCAGGAACUGCUGUGUAGCCCGUCCAAGUACCGCUUGGAAAUCCUGGAGUGGAUCUGUAUCCGGGCCUGUCCGUCCUGGCAGGAUAAGGUCAGCUCGCUGAAGGGGGCCUCAGCCGAGGCGAAGGUCCAAGAGAUGGUGAAACUAGGCCACGAGCUGAUGUUGUGCGGGCCGGGUGACCAGGAGCUCCUGAAGGGCCGGGCCUGCGCCCAGAAGCAGCUGCACUUCAUGGACCGGCUGCUGGAUGUGGUCCGGAGCCUGACUGUCGGAUGCUCCAGCGGCUCCAGCACGAAGGAGCACUUGGAGGACAUCAGGGAGAAGAACGAGGCGCUGCUGGGGGAGCUCUUCCUGAGCCCCCACCUGCAGACGCUCCUGAGCCCGGACUGUGACCCGGGGCCCCUGGACGUGCAGCCUCUUCUGGACAAGCAGCGCGGUGACCGGCGGAGCACCAGUCCCUCCGUCGAGGUGGAGGAGGAGAAGGUGGCCGAGCUGGCCCGGCAGCUGCAGGAGAGCACCUCGAAGCUCCAGGCGCUCAGGACGGAGCACAAGCCAGGGGCCGCUGUGAGCGGGGCCGACACCAGCACCCUGGACCAGAAGCUGCGCCUGGUCAGCUCUGACUUCCACCAGCUCAUCGUGGCUUUCCUGCAAGUGUACGACGACGAGCUGAGUGAGGGCUGCCGGCGCCCAGGCCCCUACCUCCACCCGUGCGGCCCCGUCGUCCAGGCUGUGUACCAGGCUCUGACUUCGUGCAGCCAACUGUUGAAAGCGGCCGUGGAGGCCACCGACACCUCGGCGGAAGCCAUGGAGCUGGCUGCGCAGCAGCAGGGCGAGCCGCUCUGUUGGGGUAGCAACAACGCUGCCGUGAGUCUCGCCAGCAAAAUGGAAGAGCUAAGCCAGAAAUAUAAGACCUUCAGCGACGGUCUGCACAGGGGCCCGGAGUAGUCCGGGCACCGCCUCCGGAUGCCUGGCGCCUUCAGCUCCUCAGGAGGGAAGGGCAGAGGGAGGAGGGCAGUGUGAGCUGGAGAGAAAAGAGAGCUUCUGAGAAGUUGCCUGCUGCCUGCUUCUUGCUUCCACAGCUCUGCCUGCCUCCUACUCUCUGCUGCGGGGCCUGGCCGCUCCGGCCUCCUGUCCCAUCCCGCCUGGCCCACGUCCUCCCCCUGCUGCUGCCAGCUUCAGCUGGGCGAGGCCGAGCCUGGGGCAUCUCCGCCUUGCCAUGACACCUGCUUGAAUGCCACCAGGGCCUCUGCUGUCUCCUCCCCUGCUUCCUCCCCAAGCCACCUGGCACCAGCUUGGGGAGUUCCUGCGGUGGCCUGACUGGUUGUCCGGGAAGCUGCUGUCUGGGCUUCCCAGGUGACCCAGUAUCUCCCUGAGCCAUGUGCCUGUCACAGCCACUCCCUCCCUUCAAGUGCAGGAACAGGCACAACUGGGGAGGUUCCCCCCCCGCCCCCGCCCCGCUCCCUCAGCCCAGCGUCAGGCAAAAGGGGGCUGAGGGAGGGGCCACCUCUAAGCACUUGGCCCGCCGUGGAGCCCCGCCUGGGCCGCUCUGUCCUGCUCCCUGCAUCUCUGCACCUUGGCUUCCCCAAGUCCCCCUGUGGCUGCCCCAGGCCAGGAAGCUCCCGGGAGCUGGGUGCCCGGCCCCCCCCCAGGGCCUCCCCCAGAUGGCUGCUGUGGGAGGUGGGCGGACAGGCAGGCCUGUGGUCACCAUGGCCCUGGUUCAUCGACAGCUUUACAGACCAGAGGACUGGCGCACCUACAGUGGGCAGGCUGCCUCCGUGCGCCCCAGUCGGACAAUGCCCCCCCGCUUCCUGCACCCUGGAGGGCCUUUUCCUUUCCCUACGUUUUUUUUUUUUUUUUUUCUUUCUUGGCCGCCCUGUGGCCUAUGGAGUUCCCGGGCCAGCGAUUACAUCUGAGCCAUAGUGGCAGUUUCAACCUACUCUGCAGCUGCUGCGACCACCAGGUCCCUUAACCUGCUGUGCCA
Phacochoerus africanus (Common warthog) is the source of this 2158-nucleotide messenger RNA. RefSeq names its product HAUS augmin like complex subunit 7 (gene HAUS7). The record is from RefSeq and is a predicted model, not a curated record. Gene Ontology annotation, cellular component: HAUS complex. Lineage: Eukaryota; Metazoa; Chordata; Mammalia; Artiodactyla; Suidae. The coding region runs from base 31 to 1122 and encodes 363 amino acids. Gene Ontology annotation, biological process: spindle assembly; centrosome cycle. The transcript is spliced from 10 exons. Gene Ontology annotation, molecular function: microtubule minus-end binding.